Messenger RNA from Lingula anatina, 832 nucleotides. RefSeq names its product estradiol 17-beta-dehydrogenase 8-like. Gene Ontology annotation, biological process: fatty acid biosynthetic process. Gene Ontology annotation, molecular function: quinone binding; oxidoreductase activity, acting on the CH-OH group of donors, NAD or NADP as acceptor. NCBI's taxonomy places the organism in Eukaryota, Metazoa, Brachiopoda, Lingulata, Lingulida, Lingulidae. The record is from RefSeq and is a predicted model, not a curated record.
AACAAAGUGACGUGCUCAACGUGUGAUCAUGUGACUAGACAAAAUGGCGACCGCCAUGUUGAGUGGCCGCAUCGCGCUAGUAACAGGUGCAGGAAGUGGCAUUGGACGCGCAGUAUGCCAGGUGUUGGCAAGAGAGGGCGCUGCAGUAGCUGCCGUAGAUAUCAACCAAACGUCUGCUGAGAAGACAGUGGGUGAUCUACAACCAAUUACGUCAUCACCAAACUGCCAUCACCCGUUUGCUGCAGAUGUCUCUGAUUCAAAAGUGGUUGAGGACUUGGUUGGAAUGGUGAAAAAAAGGUACGAGGGUGUUCCAUCCAUAUUGGUUAAUGCAGCAGGAAUCACCAGGGAUAAUUUUUUACUAAAACUUGAUGAGAAGAGUUUUGAUGAAGUUAUCAAAGUAAAUCUGAAGGGUACUUAUCUGAUGACCAAGGCCAUAGCCCAGUUAAUGGUGGAAAAUUCCCAGCCUGGGUCCAUAGUUAAUAUUGCUAGUAUAGUGGGUAAAGUGGGCAAUAUUGGUCAAGCUAAUUAUGCUGCCUCAAAGUCUGGUGUAGAAGGGCUUACCAAAACAGUAGCUAAGGAAAUGGGGAGGUAUGGUAUUCGCUGUAACUCCGUGCUGCCUGGUUUCAUAGACACUCCAAUGACAGAAGCUGUGCCAGAGAAAGUGAUAGAUAACAUGAGGAAGAUGAUACCAGCAGGCAGGACAGGAAAACCAGAAGAGGUGGCAGAGGCUUGUUUGUUCUUGGCUUCGGAUAGAAGCAGCUACAUAACUGGAAUAAGUCUGGAAGUAGCAGGUGGACUUUUUAUGUAAGAGUUACAAGACAUUUAGCUCCAG